Molecule: messenger RNA, 411 nt
Organism: Brachypodium distachyon (stiff brome)
Lineage: Eukaryota; Viridiplantae; Streptophyta; Magnoliopsida; Poales; Poaceae
Product: histone H3.3
Exons: 1
Coding region: 1-411 (136 amino acids)
Cellular component (GO): nucleosome
Molecular function (GO): structural constituent of chromatin; protein heterodimerization activity; DNA binding
Source: RefSeq, a predicted model, not a curated record
AUGGCGCGCACAAAGCAGACGACAAGGAAGUCGUUUGGCUUCAAGGCCCCAAGGAAGUGGUUGGUGACGAAGGCGGCACGCAAGUCGGCCCCGAUCUGCGGUGAAGUGAAGAAGGCCCACCGCUUCCGCCCCGGCAUAGCUGCCCUUCGGGAGAUCCGCAAUUACCAGAAGAGCACCGAGUUGCUGAUCCGCAAGCUGCCGUUCCAGCGCCUGGUGCGGGAGAUCGCGCGGGACUUCAAGACCGACAUGCGCUUCCAGAGCUCUGCCAUCUUCGGGCUACAGGAGGCCGCUGAGGCGUACCUCGUCGGUUUCUUUGAGGACACCAACCUCUGUGCCAUCCAUGCCAAGCGCGUCACCAUCGUGCCCAAGCAUAUCCAGCUCGCCCGCCGCAUCCGUGGGGAGAGGGCUUAG